GCUACAAUAAUAUUUGCGAAAAAUUAAUUUCCUUGCUUCUGUUUACACAGAGCAAAAUAACUUGUCGGAUUAAAAUAAUCUAUUCACUUCCGAUUUCCGACGCAUUGGGCAAACUUUAACAUAAAAGAACUUGCGCUCUCCACUACUAUACGUUUCUAACAGUUACGAGCACAUAAACGUAAGUAUUAUUGUUGUUGAGGUGUUUACGUAACUCUGGCAAGAGGUAAUGAAACACUUUGUAACUCUCGUUUGGGCUAACCGUCGGAGGAAUUAGACGUUAGCUAAGACUGACGUAGUAUACUGCUUUCUAUCGAUUUAACCACAUAUUUUCCUGAAUUUAAAUUAUUGACAUUUUUUGUUGUCGUAGGGUAAGCUAAGGGGAAAAGUAGAAUGGACAUAAAAACGGUGAUGUUAUUGUUAGCUACGCUGGUUAUGACUGUAAAAUGCUUAACUGGUCUUGGACCUACUCGAAGGGCGACAACGAGAUCAAAUGGGAAUACUAUAGAUGAAUUAUGCCGAAUGUAUCCAAUGCUGUGCAGAACAAAGUUUAAAAACAUGUUCUCCCAAAACAAUCAGUAUGCAGCUCAAUUACUGAAAAAAUUAAUCGAAGCACAGAAGAAAGCAAAAAACACUACUCAAGCUAGAAAACAAAGUCCAAUGAGCCCAGAACGAAAACCUCUUAUGAAGACAACUGCCAUCACCCCAAAGGAAUUUGUUCUUCCUCAACAGAACCAGCAGUUCCUCGCCACGUUUCGUGUGAUAGCAAGAGUGAGAAGAAGCCUAAGAUAACACAUCAGUAUUAACUGUUCCUGACUUGGUGACUUGGUAAUUAUCGCUGGCGAUAUUUAUGCAACAUUUACUUGUAUUUACUAAUUUAUUAUUAAUUUACCGUGACGUUUUAAAACGAAAAUAUUUUAUUUGUUCGACAUUAAUUUAUUAUUAUUUUUUUUUGUGCAGAAAGUAUUAUAAAGAUUUCCAUUCGACAUUUCUAAAGUUUUAACUUUUUUUUGUAUUAUUUGUUCUUUAGUGUAUACAAACAUCGCAAAUACAAAUUUAAAUCUUUAAGAAUUAUCGAAAAAAGACAUUAAUUUUAUCUAGAAAAAUUUUAUUCCCAUUGAUAGGCUGAAUUAUCAUAUCUGAAAUUAUUUAACACAAGAAUUUUCAGUUCCCUGUUUAGAUCAAAUAUUGGGUAGUUUUGUCCAAUAAAUUCUGGAAUAUUAGGUACAUAUUUUCUGUGCAGUACCUA
Molecule: messenger RNA, 1246 nt
Organism: Hydractinia symbiolongicarpus
Lineage: Eukaryota; Metazoa; Cnidaria; Hydrozoa; Anthoathecata; Hydractiniidae
Exons: 2
Coding region: 391-789 (132 amino acids)
Source: RefSeq, a predicted model, not a curated record